Messenger RNA from Belonocnema kinseyi, 2999 nucleotides. RefSeq names its product ATP-dependent DNA helicase DDX11. The record is from RefSeq and is a predicted model, not a curated record. Lineage: Eukaryota; Metazoa; Arthropoda; Insecta; Hymenoptera; Cynipidae. Gene Ontology annotation, cellular component: nucleus. The coding region runs from base 195 to 2780 and encodes 861 amino acids. Gene Ontology annotation, biological process: establishment of sister chromatid cohesion; nucleobase-containing compound metabolic process. Gene Ontology annotation, molecular function: DNA helicase activity; hydrolase activity, acting on acid anhydrides, in phosphorus-containing anhydrides; ATP binding. The transcript has 9 exons.
GCGAUAAUCUGACCUCCGAACAUAGUUCUUUCAACGUUCGUCAACGGAAAAACUUCGUUCAGUAUUGCCUUUUUGAGUACAAUUGUACUUUUUGCGUACUAUUUCCGGCUGCGGGAGAAGUUCACUUCGAAAACGUCAAAAACACAUGACAACAAUAAUAACAGUGAAGAAACAAAUAAUUUAUUUUCAUCAGAAUGGAAACACCAGAAAACUUUCCAUUUCCUUUUCCCCCAUAUCCAAUUCAAAACCAGUUUAUGCAAAAACUGUACGAGUGCCUUGAAAAUAGUAAUUUAGGAAUAUUCGAAAGUCCCACAGGCACUGGAAAAUCGCUCUCUAUAAUUUGCGGUGCAUUAAAAUGGCUCCUAGAUCACGAAUUUAAUGAAAAACAAGUCCUGAAUUCGAAAAUAAACGAAAUAAAUCAACAGAUUGAGGAACUGACCAAAAAAUGUUCCGAUGACUGGUUUACACUUCAAACUCAGCAAUUAGAAUUGACUAAUGAAAAGCGAGUCUUAGAAGCAAAAUUAGAUGCAAUCACAAGGUAUGGCGAGAAGAAAAAUAAACUAAAAGAGCGAUUAAAGCAAGAAGAGAAACAGGAUAAGAACAAUAAGAAACGUUAUAUUAAACCUAAAGUUCCUGAGGGUUCGGAAAAGGAAAAUGUCGAAGGUGCUGAAGGUGCUGAAGGGGGUCCAAAGGAUGAUUUUGAAGAUGACGAUCUUCUGUUGAAGGACGCAGAUUCAGAAUCUGACGAAGAAGAUGAUGAUGGAUCUCUAGAAUUGUAUAAAAAUUGCAAAAUAUUUUUCUGCUCGAGAACACAUUCUCAGCUUUCGCAAUUUGUUGGAGAAUUGAAAGAAAGUCCUUAUUCUGAAAGCGUUUCGGUUGUGCCUCUUGCUUCGAGACAAAACUACUGUGUAAAUCAAUCCGUAAAGAGACUUAAAAACGUGAACAUGAUUAACGAUCAGUGCUUGCAACUCCAGCGGAAAAAAACCACGGUUAAAAAGGAAAAGGCACUCAAAAAGCAGAAAAACACGAGUGGUUGUCCAUUCAAACCCGGAGACCAGGAACUUCUUUUGGCAGAAAUUUUGACAAAGAUUCAAGACGUGGAAGAAAUAGCUCAAAAGGGCCAGGAAUUACACACUUGUUCUUAUUAUGCUUCGAGAAAAUCUGUGGAUGAUGGACAAGUUAUUUUGGUUCCUUACAAUUCUGUUUUGCACAAAAGUACCAGAGAGAGUUCUGGAAUUAAUUUGAAAAAUAAUAUAUUGAUAAUUGACGAAGCGCACAAUCUUUUGGAAGCUAUUGAAAGAAUGCACAGUAUUACUAUCACUGGAAGAAACGUUUUGCAUUGUUAUAAUCAACUUUCUCAGUAUCAAAAAAGAUUUCAGACUCUUUUCUCCGCGAAGAAUGUUAUGUACUUGAAUCAGCUGAGUUUCUGCCUAAAGAAACUAUUGAAGACUCUGGGUGGAACAAUAAAAUCUCAGCCUGAUGAUAACACGAGUAAAGAUACGACCCCUAAACUUUACAAAAUCAGGGAUUUCGAGGCUAUGGCAGAACUCGAUACAGUUAAUAUUUUUCACCUGCUCAAGUUCAUGAAGGAUUCAAAACUCGUUCAUAAAUUGAGAGGCUACAUGGAAAAGUACGAGAAUGGAGUGACUAUAAAUGUUUCUAAAAAACCGACGGGGGUGAAGGCUUUUCUGAACAGUUUACAGGACAAAAGUGUUGAAGAAAUCGAUACUAAAUUGAACGAAAAAAACAAUGAAGAGCAGAGCAAUAGUCCAUUGAUUUUGGUUUAUGGCUUUCUCGAAUGCUUGCUUUCCAAAAGCGCUGAUGGGAGAAUUUUCGUUAUUCCUGGAACGACAAUUGGACAGGGAACUUUGAAGUUCCUUUUGCUUAAUCCUGCUGCUCACUUUCACGAUAUUGUGCAUGAAGCAAGGGCAGUGAUUCUAGCAGGAGGGACGAUGGAACCUAUGUCAGAAUUUAAGGAACAAUUGUUUAUUGGCGCUGGCGCUAAUCCAGAAAGAAUCAUUACUUUUUCCUGUGAUCAUGUGAUUCCUAAAGAAAAUAUUCUGACGAGUGUUGUUACACGAGGUCCCACUGGAAUCGAGUUUGAAUUCAAUUUUCAAAACAGAGGAAAUGAGAAGAUGAUGUGUGAAUUGGGUCGUGCCUUGCAAAAUAUUUGCAAUAUUGUACCAGCUGGGAUUGUCGUAUUUUUGCCAUCUUACGGCUACGAAGAAAUGCUUUACAAAUAUUUAGAAUCCUCCGGAGUUUUGGCAAAGCUUCGCAACAAAAAGUGUGUUUUUCGAGAACCGAAAUUAGCAUCCCAAGUCAACCAAGUUCUAGAAAAAUAUGCGCAGAUCGUGAAAAAUCCUCCGAAGCCCCAAAAUGGUUCAUUAUUGUUCAGCGUUGUCGGUGGAAAAUUGAGCGAGGGUCUAAAUUUUUCGGAUGAUUUGGGAAGAUGCAUCGUAGUUGUGGGGAUGCCUUAUCCCAAUAUUAAAUCGCCAGAACUACAGGAGAAAUUAAAGUAUUUGGAUGAGAACGUGAAAAAGGGGGCUGGCAAUAUUUUUUAUGAGAAUUCUUGUAUGAAGGCUGUGAAUCAAUGCAUCGGAAGAGCAGUUCGUCAUAGUCGAGAUUAUUCUACAGUCGUUCUGCUGGAUAAGCGAUAUUCGACUAAAGUCAAUGCGCUUCCAGGCUGGAUUCAACGGACCGUGGCAAUUAAUCAAUCUUUUGGAUCUGCAAUCGGAAGCAUGGCCAAAUUCUUUGCUCAAAAGCGAGCUGCUAGUAAAUAAGUACAUAUCUGUGAAUUAACGCGAGUGAGUUUUGCAAUGUUGAAUUUUAAUUUGAAAAUUAUAUUUUAAACUUUGGUAAAUUGCCGAGGGUAUAAAAAUGUAUUAUUAGUUUUUUAAAGAAUGAAAAAGACAAACACAUUUUUAGCAGUUACUACACUAAUAAAGUGUGAUGUUAAAAAUCAGUAAAAGUUAUUUUUACAAUAUAAAAGAGCAUCUAAA